This is a messenger RNA of Sinocyclocheilus anshuiensis, 2454 nucleotides long. RefSeq lists its product as uncharacterized. NCBI's taxonomy places the organism in Eukaryota, Metazoa, Chordata, Actinopteri, Cypriniformes, Cyprinidae. The transcript is spliced from 3 exons. The record is from RefSeq and is a predicted model, not a curated record. Bases 735 to 2084 code for a protein of 449 amino acids.
UCACAUUUCUAUAGUGUCGUUGUGAAUGUGUAUGAUGUUUUGGGAGAAUGUUGGUAUGUUGUUUCAUGUGAACAUUAAUUUUAUACACCAUUCAUUGUUAAUAAUACAUAUGGAGACAACAGUUGACAGCGAUAUAUAAACAGUAAUUUUAUUUAAAUUUCCUUAUUUCUUGUUUAAAUGUAUUACACAAUGUUAAACAUAAAUUGUUGUAACAUGUCAGUCUCAGACCGCGAAUGGACGCUGGCGAGGCAAGACGCACAUUUUCCCUUCUCUUCUUCCAGUCAUUAUUGUGUUUAACGGAAGAAGUUAGCGUAACAGAUGUUUCUCUUAUCAAGUGUUCCAUGUGUUUCAGGUCAAUAAAUGGAACUGUUUUGAAGCUGGCCUGCUGUCUCGAGUGAAAUUCCUUAUGUACAGAAUCAGAUCUGCUACAUAAAACUGGUGCCGUGACCAUCUUGGAUACAACUGAUCAGCCGCAGCCGAUCACCGGGUGUUGUCCGUUUACAUGGAGCUGUUGCUGUGAUCUCCUUGGAUUCAUCGGGCCGGUCGUUGCAGUUGUGGCCGGGUGUCAAAUCGGGGAUCGAGUCCUGCCUUCCAGCGUCAACUAAUGAAGUUUCCUCAUUGCAGUGACGCUCAGGUUCUUUUACAUCGUUAAGACAUUGACUUUUGGAUCGGACAUUAAACCUUUAAGACAUUGGAUCAAUUUACUUUGGCGGGUGAUCAGUACAAAAAGUAAAAUGUACAACAUGUCUACACCAGUCUUGGGGAGGGGUAGAGGUUUCAGCAGUUCAGAUGCUGUUGCAAGACAUAAAGAAAAUUAUCGAAUUGAUGAUGUCAAAUUUAGCCUUUCGCAAAUGGGGGAAAAAGUCAAUUAUGGUGCUUCAUCAUUCACACCUGCCCCAAUAAACGAUGAUUCUCAUUUGCAGGUAACGGAGCUACUUGAGGAGCUAGGUAGCCAAAUUGGCGAUAGUAUUUUGGACCGGCUCUUAGCUGAUCGUAGUCCCUCUGCUCUGGGGCAUCAGACUGCCCCCGAGACAGUCAAAAGCGAGCUGGCUAGCACUACUCUUGACUUAUCCAGGUUGAAUCUGAUUGUACGAUCUGACAGUAUGGAGCCUCCUAUUUUCCGUGGUGAUGGUACGGAUAAACAUACUGUUCAUGAAUGGAUAGAGUUAAUGGAGGUAUACUUACAGAAGUGCGAUCACCCGAAGGCGGAGCACGCCAAUGAGAUCUUGAAUCAUCUUUUGGGUAGAGCUAAAAACAUUGUCAAAGUAGGGCUAAAAAGUAACCCCUCACCUGACAUGGUUGCUACUCCCGAGACCGUUUACAAAAUGCUCUUAUGUUAUUUCAGUGAAAGCCCAGAGUCUUGUCUUCCACUUGCAGACUUCUACUCUACACUGCCACAUGACAAAGAAAGCCCUGUUGACUAUUGGGUCCAUCUCAAUAAUGCGGCCAAAAUCGCUGAUAAUUACUUGCAGAAACAGGGUAGUCGAAUGAAGAACAUUUCACAAGAAAUCUCAAUGAUGUUUAUUAGAAACUGCCCUGAUGCUGAGCUUUCUAGUGUGUUCAGGUACAAGCCUAUCACCAAGUGGUCAUCGGCAGAGGUUCAGGAAGCAAUAGAUGAGCAUCAAAGGGAGCUGAGAAUAAAGAAACCACACUCUUACUCUCUCCCUGGCUGUUCGUUCCAAGUAGCAACUGCCACAGUCAGCCAUGCAGAAGCCACCACUGUGGUCAAUGAUGCAGUGAACACCGCAGUGUGCAUCCCCAGUACCCAGACCACUAAGCCUGAGAUCACCACACCGCCUCCACAUACUGUCUUGACUGACACCGGUACGUUAGAGCGAGUGCUCAGCAUGCUGGAGAUGGUGCUCGACCGCACUAAUACACAGGCUGCUCCUAAUAGACCUCAAUUGCACUCCUGGUCUUGUCCAUCCAAAUGUCGCGUUUGCAGUGAGAGAACCCAUUCCACAUGGUCACACUGCAUGUCAGAGAAAAGAUGUCUGAUCUGCUUAGAAGUUGGUCACCAGUGCAGGGAUUGCCCUAGGAAAAGUGCCGAGUCUGGGAGCCGCUCUCAGAUUCAGGGAAACUGACACACCUGCAUUUGGGAGGGGAUAAUGUGGGUGAAGAAGUUCAGACCCUCCAAGAUGAUGCAUCAAGCAUAUAUGAGUCGACUUGUAAGUCAGUGACAAGUGAUAAUAUGGUUCUGUUUCAGAACGUGACCCGGUUGGCGCGGGCAGACAGCCUUUUCUAUACUAACGUUUUAGUCAAUGACAGCGUUCCUCUAAGAGCCUUGUUAGACAGUGACUCUAUGGCCUGCACCAUCAGUGAAGUUGCAGAGUCCCGUCUACUUGAUGCAGGGUUGUUGCUGGAUCAGUGCGAGAUGCAGGCCAAUGUUAUGCUGGUUGGAUGUGGCGGAGGUCAAGUUGCGCCAAAGUGUAUGUACCAGCUGAAGAUGAGAGU